Molecule: messenger RNA, 3784 nt
Organism: Phycodurus eques (leafy seadragon)
Lineage: Eukaryota; Metazoa; Chordata; Actinopteri; Syngnathiformes; Syngnathidae
Gene: fam89a
Product: family with sequence similarity 89 member A
Exons: 2
Coding region: 153-686 (177 amino acids)
Source: RefSeq, a predicted model, not a curated record
CGUCGCGUCGCCAGCGGCAGGCAAUCGGGGAGACGAGCGCCGCUGUCGCCUGGCCGUGUAGUCUGCCACGCUCCGGUUCUUUUGUGUGACUUGAUUCCUCCAAAAGUCCACACGACAUUUACCACCCUCGGUUCGCUCGCCUUCACGUCGCCAUGAGCGGGAAGUCGGCCAGCGGCUCGGCGGGAGGAAUGGCGUGCAUCGACGGGCUGCCGCCGCUGCCCAAGAGCCUGAGCGGCUUGCUCAACUCGAGCGGCGGCUCGUGGAGGGACAUGGAGCGGAUGUACGUCAAGAAGACCAUGAUCCAGGACGACCUGAGCCGGGGCCGGAACAACGCCGACAGCCUGCUGGCCGCCAAGCCGGCCAACCUCGACGCCGCGCUGGCUCUGCUGCGGAAAGAGAUGGUGGGUUUGCGUCAGCAGGACAUGUCCCUGCUGUGCCAGCUGUGGUCGCUGCACGAGUCCAUCCAAGAGUACAAGGGCAGCUGCCAGGACUUGAGCGCCGCCUCCGGCCUCGGCAUGAUGGAGAACGGCUACUUCGACGAGGACGACGAGUACUACGCGGAGCCCGGUGCCACGCCCACUGGCGACCACCCGGACGCCGACGAGAUGGGGGCCGCGGCGGCGCGCGUGAACGCCGCGGGGGUCGGCAAAGACGACAGCUGGGAAUCCUUUCGCGUCGCCAUCUGAUGCCUCCACGUGGUAUUUUCUUCCCGUUUGCACCAGGAAUGUGACACUCUCGUCUCACUUUGGCGCCCCCUAUGGUCAAACUUUAAUGCUGCAGUGGAGCCUGACCUGGAGCUUCAUCGCAUUGCUCGCGAUGGAGUCCACUCAGACUUGUUUUCUUAUUUUAAAAAAAAAAAAAAAAAAAAAUUGAAAUCAAAUAUUAGUAAUAUACUGUAUGUAUGUUAGAUGUUUUGACAUUAUAAAUUUUACUUACGCCAUCCGGUGAGAACAAUUUACAUAUAAAUGUAUGGACAAAUUAUUUAUUAUAUAAUAUAAAAAUAAAAUCUGCUAUUGGAAGCGUCGGGAAGAGUUUGCGGCCAAGAAAGAAUUUGUUCACCCGAACAAUUGGUUGGGCGUUUUCCGGAGGGAUGAUUAUACGACGGGGGCCUUUUUCGACAGUUGGGCUAUGAAUGCUGCAAAAAAACUACCAGGAAAAUAUGUCCUAUCCUAAUCCUAAUGUAGCGAAGUGUUGGAUUGCCACAUCGGAAACGGAAUUUGUUUAGCAAAACGGUCAAGACGCUCUGCAGAGGAAUGAUCUUACGAAGUGGCGUUUUUUUCCCCACCGGUUGGGCUACAAAGUGAAACUCAUGAGCGCCACCUAAACGUUUUUGGAGGGAUCCGACUCAAACGGGAUCGCGAUUGAUCGCAUAUCGAAGCGUCGUGCUGCAACUUGAGGAAUGGAGCUUCUGUAGCUAUAAAAAAACGUGAAGCGCUAAGGUUGGGCAAAACAUGCUUGUUGAACAGCAAAUUUCGUCAAUCUCGACAAUUUUGGCUCGCCUAUUUCGUCAACUCACAAGUAGCAGCAAACUGGGAUUGCGAGUUCUGAUUUCAGCGAAGCAUCCACGUCGAACUUCGAAGUGAUUUGUUUAGCGCAACAAUGUCGACGACGUACGAGAUGAAAUGAUCGUACGAUGUCGCUUUUUUAAACAUUUGGGCGAAAAAUGCCUUAACUCUGAGCGAGCAUUUUGGCACAAAGAUUUUGUCAACUCAGAGGUCACUCUCCUGGUUACUGUGAUUUACAAUUUUAGUGAAGCCUCCAGCCGAAACAUCGGUCAUGAAAUAAAUGUGUUUGAGAGGAAGAACUGUACGAAUUGGCCUUCUGAAAAUAGCGAUUAAAAUGACAUAACUGGGCAUCGCAUUUUGACGCGAAAACAACCCUGGAAUAUUUUGUACAGAAGCGAUCAAGCUGUUGCGGACCCCUUGAGAAGCACAAGUUUGUAAAGGUGCUCACAAAGAAUGGAAUUUUCAAGUGUUCGUAGUUUGCGUCUGAAUACAGGGUCUUUUUCUAUAUUGUUACAUCAAGCAACGUCACGCUAGCGCCACAGUCAGUUCAAACUCUGACAUUUUCAUCUUCAUCCAGUCUGCGCGGAUGCUAUUAGUGCUUGAAUCUGCUUUUUUUUUUUUUUUUUUUCCCCCCCCUCAUCUUCGCGUCGCCAUCAUCACGUUAAUAACAUUGAUACGUCUGUACACAUCACAUGACCAAAGUCUUCAAGAAUGUCGCCACACUGUAGCGCAGGGUUAGCUGUGCCUUUAGAUUACGCUACUAAGCGCUAUUAGUAGCGCAAACACGUUGUGUUCAGUGACACUACAGAUGCAAAAAAAAGAAACGGUUAAAUAUUGUAAUGUACAUUCACGAGGCGUUUCAUUAGGUACACCUGAUCAAGUACAAGUGCACAAUUUAAUCGUUGUUUGUCCGAUAUUUUUUGUGUGCGCAGAACCCAAAUUAGUUUUAUUCGGAUUUUGUUGAAAUUUUGUGUUUUGAGAUCUGCACGUGGGCCGAAAAUGGUCCCACCACCAACAGCUUUUCCUCCCGGAAGGGUUGGAUUUGAUUCCUCUGGUGUACCUAAUGAAAUGACUGGAAAACAACAAGAAACGAUCAUAAAAUAUCAAACUGCAGCUUUAUCAGUAUCAUAUCAAAAACACUUUAAUAAUGUAUUAUUGAAUGUUUUGUGUGCGUUUAUGUCUCACCCGUAUAAACCUCGACAAAUCAGAGCAGUGAAAUGCCACUAACGAUGCACACUGUCAUUGGAUGUCUUCACUACCAGUGCCUUCAUAAAUCAAGUGGUGGCUAGUAACUGGAUGCAGGCUUAUCACGCUAACGGCUAAAGCUAAUUGCACUACCAAAGUAGGUUUUUUGUUGUUGUUUUGUUUGAUUAUGCCUCCAGCUGUUACAAGUGUCCAAAAUAAGUCAACCACCGUAUCAUACAAUUAACAUAAAGGGAAAAAUAUUCAGCCUUUACAGACGCAAUGUAGAAUUUCCAGUCCGCUUUGUCAUCAGGCUUAUCCGGUCAUUUUUCACACUCGUCAAUAUUAGCCAUUAUGCUACAUUGUAUUUACGCUGUACUCUGUGAAAUGUAUUUAUGUUGACUGACUUUGAACAAAUUGUAUUUUAUCUCCCAUUAAGCACCCAAAUGCUUCCACUUUUGGGAGAUUCCAUUAAGAAUCAAAUCAUGAAACGGCACUAAUUUCGAGUUUAACCCAGUUUUAACUCCGUGCGACAACCCCCCCCCAAAAAACAACACCAGAACGCUCGGAAUUUGACACAAGCAGCUUAAUGCUAACUUGUUAGCCCCUGCAAAUAGCAAUACAUCCAAAUUUGUCGUUUACAUGUUCAUGUCAUACAAGUCUUAGAAUUUAACACCAUUUCCAUGACAUCAUUAAUGGGAGAUUUCUAGUUCCCCUCCACACCUGUAGGUGGCGGUGUUUACCUCACGGUGAAGUGCGUGGCCAAAAAGAAAUGGGACAUAUUCAUGCGAACAUAUUCAAGCUUUACGACCAUAAGCCUGAAAGAAAAUCUUCCUGCUAAUAACGCUGGCUAAGCACCUGCGCCGCGCAUCAGGAUUGUAGCAUUUUUUUGUGUGGAAAAUUGUCCCUUUGUUUUUCUUUUUCUUUUCUUUAUUACGAUAUUAAUCAUGACGUUGGCGAUGAGUACAAUGAAGGUUUUCAUUGGGUGUUGUUGUUUCUGUCAUUCCUCUGUAAACAACCGCACUGCUGCUGCUUUUCUGGAUGAUAAAGGUUUAAUAAAAGGAUUGUUCCCACACGGGGUUUGAUUUUAUGUAUUU